Molecule: messenger RNA, 2614 nt
Organism: Cynara cardunculus var. scolymus (artichoke)
Lineage: Eukaryota; Viridiplantae; Streptophyta; Magnoliopsida; Asterales; Asteraceae
Product: protein TIC 100
Exons: 11
Coding region: 60-2453 (797 amino acids)
Cellular component (GO): cytosol
Source: RefSeq, a predicted model, not a curated record
CACCUCUUCACACCUUAUCUUUUUCGUCUUCUCUUCUCCCCUAAUCCAGUUGAACAAAAAUGUCGAGAAGGAGACCCCCUCCACAAGAACCAGAGUCAUUAUCCGAUACCGAAGACCUGGAACUCUCAGAACUCGCCAAUCAGCUCCCAGAACCUGAAGAAGACUCCGAGGAGGCUGAAUCAUUCUUCAAAGAGGCCUGUGAAGCUCUCGAAUCGGAGGAGUUCAAAAAGUUGGAUGAGGUAGAUGAUAUAGACUACGUCGAUGACAGGGAAGAGUUGUACGAUUUUCCGCAUGACCCGGAGAACUGGAAAGAGGAGGAUUUGAAAGAGUAUUGGGCGGAUGGUCCGCCUCUUCUCACCAAACCUGGAUGGGAUCCGAAUUUUGUUGAGGAGGAUGAGCUUAAUAUAAUUAAUCAGGAGAUUAAGGAGGGUAAGGACCCGCCUAUUGCCCCGUUUUAUGUACCAUAUCGGAAAUAUUACCCCGUCGUUCCCCACAAUCAUUUCGAUAUUCGUAAUCCAAAAUCGGUUAUCGAAGAACUUGAUCGGAUUGAGGAGUUUUUGCAAUGGCAUAGCUUCGUUUUUGCCGAUGGCAGCACGUACGAAGGCACUGUCUGGGAUGAUUUGGCUCAUGGCAAAGGUGUUUAUGAAGCUGAGCAAGGACUGGUCAGAUAUGAAGGUGAAUGGUUGCAAAACAACCCAGAGGGUCAUGGGGUUCUUGAAGUUGACAUUCCUACUUAUGAGCCCGUCCCAGGUUCAGAGCUUGAAGCUCAAAUGCGCGCUGAAGGAUAUAUAUUUAAGAGAGAUUUCAUGUCACCAGAAGACAAGGAAUGGCUGGAGAAGGAUAUUGAAGAUUGUGUCCGUUUCUCUCGGGGCCGUCGUGAGAUCCCAUUCUAUGAAAAUGAGGAAUGGGUCAGACAAUUUGGAGAGAAACCGGAGAAGGGUCGAUACCGUUAUGCUGGUCAAUGGAAGCAUGCCAGAAUGCAUGGUUGUGGUGUUUUUGAACUGAAUGAACGUACCACUUAUGGACGGUUUUACUUUGGAGAGUUUCUGGAGGAAGAUCAUGGUUGUGAUGUUGAGACUUCAGCGUUGCAUGCAGGUAUAGCGGAAGUGGCUGCAGCAAAGGCUCGGAUGUUUGUUAACAAACCUGAUGGAAUGGUCCGAGAAGAGCGUGGUCCAUAUAGUGAUCCUCAGCAUCCCUAUCUGUAUGAAGGAGAGGACGUGUGGAUGGCACCAGGCUUUAUUAACCAGUUUUGUGAAGUCCCUGAUUACUGGAAAGCUUACAUCGAGGACGUGGAUGAAGAACGACAGAUGUGGAUAAACUCGUUUUAUAAAGCCCCGCUAAGGCUACCCAUGCCAGCUGAGCUCGAGUAUUGGUGGAAAAAUGAGGGGCCUCCUGAGUUUAUUCUGCUUAACAAGGAGCCGGAACCUGAUCCUGAAGAUCCAUCCAAGCUGGUAUAUACCGAGGAUCCUGUUAUCCUACACACACCAACCGGACGUAUAAUAAACUAUGUAGAUGAUGAAGAAUAUGGGAUCCGGAUGUUUUGGCAACCACCAUUGAAGGAGGGGGAAGAUGUUGAUCCCAGCAAGGUUGAGUUCUUACCUAUUGGAAACGAAGACAUGCGUAAAGUUGACCACCGCAACUUUUUUGAGCGUAUGCUAACAUCAAUGCAAGAUAAAUGCAAGUCGAUGCUGGAAAACCUGGAGAAACAGACUGAAGAGAAGAAGAAAGAAAGUGAAUUGAAGAUGAAAAUAAUAGAAACAGAUAUCGACAUAGUAGAAGCUGAAUCUGAAUUAAAGGAGAUCAUUGAAGAAAUGGAUGAUGAGUUGAGGAGAUUGGAGAAAGAAGAGCAAAAGAAGAUGGAGUUGGGGUUGGAAGAGGAUGAUGAUGAUGAUGAUGAAGCAACUGGAAAAUCUGAGAAAGUUUCUGGUGAUGAUGGUAAAGUUGUCGAGGAGGAAGAUGAGGAUGAAGUUGAAGAUGAAGAUGAUGACGAAGACGAUGAUGAAAACACACCACCUAGCUUUGGAUCUUUUGUUAAAGAUGAAGAUUCAACAAUAAAUGACGCAAAGGGCAAGAAAGGUGGAAGAUCCUCACCGUUUGCUGCGUCUUCCUUGCCGUUUGCUUCUUGUGGGCUUGCAUCUCUGGUGCCAUCUCAUGUACAUCAAUUAUUUAUGGCAUGGAAGGAGUCCAAGUUGCAAACAAAGCCAGCAGCUUGUUCUUCAUCAUCAUUCGGGUCUUGUGAAUGGAGCAGAAAAAGUAGCAGUGUCGGAUUUAAACGAAUGUUUGACCAAGGUUCGACUUUGAGUUUGACUUUAACGGCACGUAACCAGGUUAAGAAGCAGAUCAUUCGCUCAAAGCCCAAACUUGGUCUUAAAAGAAACAUGAUGCAAAAACUACAAACCUUCACUUGGCCUAAUGAAGACUUAGGUAUAUUAUCCUUGCACAUUCCCAUUUAGAUAUGUUCUUUAUUUUACACAAGUACCCUUGGUGCCUAAUCAGACACUUGGUCUUUUGUAAUGUUCGUUUAUUGUUGGCAGACAUAGCUAGCUGUGGCAUUUUUGACAUUUUACCAAGACUCAAUUGUUGUAUGAACCUGUUCAAUCCGAUCCAUUUUUUU